AUGCGAAGUUGCCAAGGGCAGUGCUGUGGUCGCUGCAUUGGAGGAAGAGUUGCUGCCCUAUUUCUAUCGCUGUGUGGGGUGCGAGCGCCAGGGCUGGAAGGCGACUGCGCCGAUGUGGUUGCAACUGUUGCGACCCAAGGGCGAUCGUCGAGCAGCGGGGUUGAGGCUGUAGUGAUGGCAACCUGUGGUGAUGGUAACCUGCAGUUGUGGCAGAAUAUGCUAAGCAAGGGGGAGGCGGCGUUGAAGCGGCCGGGGUUGACAAGAGGAAUCGGUGUUGCAUGCACUGUUGGGGUUGAGGCAGGGCAGCAUAAUUGCUGCGAGGGAUGGUCAAGUGACUGCAGCUGCGACACAAGGGCAGGCAGCAAUGGUGGCACAGUUGGGGGCAGUGGAGGCAGAGAUGGUGGCGUGGUUGGGGGCAGCGGAGGCAGCGAUGGUGGCGCGGUUGGGGGCAGCGUCAUGGACGAUAUAAGUGACGAGGGGGUUGGUCCGCUAGCUGGGAAGCAGCAGCCAUAG
Messenger RNA from Musa acuminata AAA Group (dessert banana), 513 nucleotides. RefSeq lists its product as uncharacterized. The record is from RefSeq and is a predicted model, not a curated record. The coding region runs from base 1 to 513 and encodes 170 amino acids. NCBI's taxonomy places the organism in Eukaryota, Viridiplantae, Streptophyta, Magnoliopsida, Zingiberales, Musaceae. The transcript has 2 exons.